UCGGUCGUCGUCGACGACAUUAACAACAACAACAACAAAUGAUACUUCGACCUCACGAUUAGGCACUUGGAACAUCAUACCUCGAUGCUACACGGCCAUCGUCAGUCAGCAACAGCGCUAGUCAACCUCACUCCCAUCCGGUAUUCGAACACGCCCCACGUGCGACACACCGACACUCUCUCACCAUGAAGAUGACAAAAUCCCGCUGGGAUCCUUUCGUAUCCGGUUCAUCAACCAUCAACUCCGAAGAGCCUUCUAUCACCAAGACCAGGAUAUGCUUCCUGAGCCUGGCCAUCCUGUUGACCUUCAUCACCAUCUGCUGCACCGCUAGCCUCGCCGCCUUUCAAUCCAAGUGGGACCUAGGAGUUUCGGGACUGAACGGUUUCCUCCUCUUCCUCCUCUUCUUCAUCCUCAUCCUGACCGUCUUUCUCUUGACCGUCCCCUUGGUGUUUGACAAGUGGGACAAGUUGCCCACUCUGAAUCGAUGGAUCGGGGUACCCAGGUCGACUUGGAUAUUCCUGAUCACGGGGACUGGGCUGAGCUUGUUGAGCGCAUUGAUGGUCACUGUCAGCGCCUUCACACAACCUGGAUGCAAGAAUCCGGACGACGAUCCUCAUGCGGAUAAGGGGGACGGAUUCAAGGAUGGGUUGGGGAGGUGGUGCUCUACCAAGAAGGCUUCGGCGGUGUUUCUAUGGCUGCUUCUCGGCGCCUGGCUCGGCAUGUUGAUUCACUUCUCCAUCCUCCAACGACGCACCUCGAACGAAUCCAAUUCUUCUUUGGCCCGCUUCAAAUCGAAAUCCAUUCUCAACACUUGGAAACCCAUCUCUUCCGACGACGCCAUCCCCAGCUCAUCCACUUCUGUCUGGGGUCGCCAUAAGGACAAGGAAGCCGAAGUAGAGAGACGCCCUCAGCUUUCUCCCAAAAAGGCCAGUUUUACCGUCUUGGGGCAAAACGAACGGGAGGCAGGAUAUACAUAUGGGUAUUCCGAGCACGACGACGUCGACUACCAGGACGACAGGGCGGAUGGAGAUCUCGGGUAUUCUUCCCAACCCGCUGUUCAUUUCGCAGAUCACACCCACAUGGGAGGCCGGCGGAGUAUCGACCCGUAUGGAGCUUUUGAUGGGGACGGCAUGCCACGUCAAGCGAUCACGCCCAAACGGAACGUCCCGCCGCCUCUGGUCGCCGAGAUGGCCGGGAGGGACGCUGGGGGGAUCGGGAACAAGUCGGGUGUUGUCAGUCGGACGAUGUUGUUGGCGAGCAGCAGUACAUAUGACGAUCCAUAUACUCGAGUUCGCGAGUCGCUUUCGAGCCCGGCUCCACAGCCAUAUAAUUAUUCGGCCGCGCACUACAGUGGUGUAUAGGAACCAGGGAGGGGGGCCGCACAGAUGAUCAGGGAUCGACGGGAUACUUGUAGAUAUCCACAGUGUAUAAAGGACAGGGCGUCGUGACGAUUGUAACCUCUUGACUCAUUUCUUGUUGCUCAAAUGCAUAUCCGGU
Messenger RNA from Filobasidium floriforme, 1497 nucleotides. RefSeq lists its product as uncharacterized. The coding region runs from base 186 to 1361 and encodes 391 amino acids. Lineage: Eukaryota; Fungi; Basidiomycota; Tremellomycetes; Filobasidiales; Filobasidiaceae. The transcript has 7 exons. The record is from RefSeq and is a predicted model, not a curated record.